This is a messenger RNA of Acanthosepion pharaonis, 453 nucleotides long. The record is from the annotation of a GenBank genome assembly. NCBI's taxonomy places the organism in Eukaryota, Metazoa, Mollusca, Cephalopoda, Sepiida, Sepiidae.
AUGAAAAGAAAAUCCACCCUCUCUCUCUCUCUCUCUCUCUUUCUCUCUUCCUUCUCUCUCUUCUUUCUCCCUCCCUACCCUUCAAUACAUUUCCUCCAUUUAUCUCUUCUAUCGGACGAUCUUUUUAGCUCUCAGUCAAAUUCUCUUUCUAUUUACAUGAAAAAAGAAAAUAUCCACCUCUCUCUCUCUCUCUCUCUCUCUCUUUCUUUCACGUCCAUUCCUUCUCUCUCUUCUUUCUCCCUUCCUACCCUUCAAACCUUUUAUCUCAUGAAAACCUUUCUAUCGGACGAUCUUUUUAGCUCUCAGUCAGAUUCUCUUUCUAUUUACAUGAAAAGGAGAAAAUCCAAAAGAAAGAAAAGAAAGAAAAUCUCUCUCUUUUAUAACGUCCAUUCCUUCUCUCUCUUCUUUCUCCUUCCUACCCUUCAAUACAUUCCCUCCCUUAUUAUCUCAUGA